AUGCGGUAUAAGGUCUGGAUCUCUGCUUUUUUGUAUGUUGUUGUCGCUCAAAAUGAUACUACAGGUAAGGAACGGGUUUGUAUUUACUAUGUUAGGCUUUAUUUAUAUAAAAUAUUAUUUUAGAUAAUAAAAAUGGCUUAAAUCUAAUUCUAAACGACGUUAUAUUAUAGUAGCUAUAAAUAUAGUAGCUUUUAGUAUACAUAAGGUAAACUAACUUAAAAAUAACAUAACUAAUCAUACCCUUCAGUAUCAACUGCUUCAACUCCACUCACCUUUCCUCUAUCCACCUUGUCAACCAUAACUCCAGUAAUGUCAUCGUUGUCUACAGUAGUAUCAGAUUCCUCUUCUAAUGCUACAAAGUCUCAUUCAUCCUUUGCCGCUUGUGCUAAUACGACACAAUUUAAUGGAACUUCACAAGACUGGAAUCCUGACAUCGCUGAUGUAAAGGCGUUGUUAUGUUACACAGGAGUGGAGCAGAAAGAUAACUACAAGAGUUAUGAAGACUGCUACAAAGACAUCAGUUACUGUGACAUGAGGUAUCUGUUCACUCAGGUCAAGGAUGCUUGUAAUGAUAAUGGUAAUUGUUUAGUGGUACAAGGAGUACAUAAGGAUAAAAACAAGUUUAAUUUUUCCUUAAAAAGUUUUUACCGCAGUAUUGGUUUUUACCGCAAAUCUCACAAUCAAUAUAAGACACAUGAUAUCUUCGUACACUUAUACGUUUCAGAUUACACUUUCAACUUGAGGCGAUGGUGGUUUUGGCUACUAGUAAUUGGUGUGCCAAUCAUUGUACUGAUAUUGAUCAUUAUAUCUGUUAUCUCGGUAAGUCUAUGUUUCGUAUCGUAUACACUUACCUAUUUCAUAACAAAAUAUAUAUAUAUUUUAGAAAGUAAUGUUUUUAAUUUUAAAAAGUUAUAGUUUGGUAAGAAACCUUGUUUUAGAUCUUGAAAAUGUGUUGUUAACAUUACAGCUCGUGUACUUUUGUUGUUGCCGUCCUAGCUCGUACGCAUCGUAUGACAACAAAAUAUACAGUGUAGAUGCAGCUCCUCCAAUCCCAGUGACUUACGGCAACCGUGCAUUCUCAUCCACGUACUAA
This is a messenger RNA of Bursaphelenchus okinawaensis, 1093 nucleotides long. The record is from the annotation of a GenBank genome assembly. Lineage: Eukaryota; Metazoa; Nematoda; Chromadorea; Rhabditida; Aphelenchoididae.